Molecule: messenger RNA, 11258 nt
Organism: Pelmatolapia mariae (spotted tilapia)
Lineage: Eukaryota; Metazoa; Chordata; Actinopteri; Cichliformes; Cichlidae
Gene: fbn3
Product: fibrillin 2b
Exons: 65
Coding region: 240-8870 (2876 amino acids)
Molecular function (GO): calcium ion binding
Source: RefSeq, a predicted model, not a curated record
UUUUCUCACAAGGCUAUAGUUCAAUAUUCCAUUCGGGGGCACAUAUCCUGUCUCGAAUUCCGACGGGGCUCCUCGACGCCAAGGCACUCCAACUGCUGCAAGCCCUUACUGUGGAGUGCACACCGUGAUUUGGUCUGGAUCCAGGUCCAGGUCCUGCUGCUCAGUCUGGGUCCGUAAAGUGAAGAGUCACGGAGUGAGCAUUAGCACAGGAGGGACUCAGUUGGAGGUAUAGCCGACCGAUGGGAUCUGGGAAGCUGACUCAGGUUCUGCUGGGAUGGGUGGUGAUGUGCCUCGGGGCGGUUCAGGUGGCUUGCAGUCAAACUGGGAAUGGCCCAUACCAAGCUAGCCGCUUCACCGGCACCGUGGACCAGAGGGAGGUGCAGCGGGUUCGACGCCGCGGCCAAGAGACCUUGAGAGGACCCAAUGUGUGCGGCUCUCGCUUCCAUUCAUAUUGCUGUCCAGGCUGGAAGACUCUGCCGGGAGGAAACCAGUGCAUUGUUCCGAUUUGCAGGAAUUCUUGUGGUGAUGGCUUCUGUUCCAGACCCAACAUGUGCACCUGCUCGAAUGGCCAGCUUUCCCCGAGCUGUGGAGCAGGAGUUCAGUCCUGUAAUGUCAGGUGUAUGAACGGAGGCAGCUGCGCCGAGGACUCCUGCUUGUGCACAAAAGGAUACACCGGCAACCACUGUGGACAACCUGUGUGUGAGAAUGGCUGCCAGAACGGUGGGCGCUGCAUCGGGCCCAACAGAUGUGCCUGUGUCUACGGUUUCACUGGCCCGCAGUGCGAGAGAGACUACAGGACCGGGCCAUGUUUCACCCAGGUGAACAACCAGAUGUGUCAGGGCCAGCUCAGUGGAAUCGUCUGCACCAAAACACUGUGCUGCGCUACCAUUGGCCGAGCGUGGGGCCACCCCUGCGAGCAGUGUCCUGCCCAGCCCCACCCCUGCAGACGAGGCUUCAUACCCAACAUCCGCACUGGAGCCUGCCAAGAUGUGGACGAGUGCCAGGCAGUGCCAGGGCUGUGCUCUGGGGGCAACUGCAUCAAUACUGUCGGCUCUUAUGAAUGUAAAUGCCCUGCUGGCCACCGUCAGAGCGAAACCACCCACAAAUGUGAAGACAUCGACGAAUGCAGCACCGUUCCCGGUGUGUGUGACGGAGGAGAAUGCACCAACACCGCCGGCAGCUACGUCUGCACCUGCCCACGAGGCUACAUCUCCAGCACAGAUGGCUCCAGAUGUGUGGAUCAGCGUGCGGGAACCUGUUUCUCUGCUCUGGCAAACGGUCGCUGUGCUGCAGAUCUGACUGGCCAGUACACCAAGAUGCAGUGCUGCUGUGAGACCGGACGAUGCUGGGCUUUAGGGCAGAUCCCUGAGAUGUGCCCCGUCAGAGGCUCUGAUGAGUUCAGGCGUCUGUGUAUUGUGGGCGUUCCUCAAGUACACGGUUUCUCUCAACACCACAAUGGACACUACCCCUAUGGAUUCAAGUUCCCCAAUGGCAACGGUAAUGGAGGGAUCGGCAACGGAGGAGGGACGUUUGGAAACAACGGAGGAGGAACGUUUGGGAACAACGGAGGAACGUUUGGGAACAACGGAGGAACCGUCCAGCACAUAAGCACCGUUACUGUGAAUGAAACGGUGGACGUGUGCAAACACUUUACCAACCUGUGUCUGAACGGACGGUGCAUCCCCACGCCUACAAGCUACCGCUGCGAGUGCAACAUGGGCUACAAACAGGAUGUUCGUGGGGAGUGCAUUGAUGUGGAUGAAUGUGUGAGUAAUCCAUGUGUCAAUGGAGACUGUGUCAACACAGAUGGAUCAUACCACUGCAAGUGCCACGAGGGGUAUCAGGGAACCCCCACAAAACAGGCCUGCAUUGAUAUCGAUGAGUGCAUUGUGAAUGGAGUGAUGUGUCGCAAUGGCCGCUGCGUCAACACUGAAGGAAGCUUUCAGUGCAUCUGUAAUGCUGGCUUUGAGCUCACCCCUGAUGGAAAGAACUGCAUUGAUCACGACGAAUGUGCCACCACCAACAUGUGUCUGAACGGCAUGUGCAUCAACGAGGACGGCAGCUUUAAGUGCAUCUGCAAGCCUGGCUUUGCACUUGCACCCAGCGGGCGCUACUGCACCGAUAUCGAUGAGUGUCAGACACCUGGCAUUUGCAUGAACGGCCGCUGCAUCAACUCUGAGGGCUCCUUCCGCUGCGAGUGCCCACCGGGCCUGGCUGUCGAUGUGGAUGGUCGAGUGUGUGUGGACACACACAUGCGGACCACCUGCUACGGCGCUAUCAAGAUGGGCACGUGCUCGCGCCCGUUCCCAGGUGCAGUGACCAAGUCGGAGUGCUGCUGUGCCAAUCCAGAACAUGGCUUUGGGGAGCCUUGCCAACCUUGCCCCGCCAGAAACUCCGCUGAGUUCCAGGCCGUGUGCAGCAGUGGCAUUGGCAUCACAGCUGAUGGCAGGGAUAUCAAUGAGUGCGCCUUGGACCCGGAUAUCUGCCAGAACGGCAUUUGCGAGAACCUCAGGGGAAGCUACCGUUGCAUCUGCAACGCUGGCUACGAGUCUGACACCAGUGGCAAGAACUGCGUUGACAUCAACGAGUGUCUGGUGAACCGUCUGCUCUGUGACAACGGCCAGUGCAGAAACACUCCUGGCUCCUACACAUGCUUCUGUCCUAAAGGGUUUGUUUUCAAGCCUGAGUCAGAGACCUGUGAAGAUAUCAAUGAGUGUGAGUCCAGCCCGUGCAUCAAUGGCGCAUGUCGUAACGUGGCUGGGUCUUUCCACUGCGAGUGCACCCACGGCAGCAAGCUGGACUCCACCAACACCAUCUGCGUGGAUAGCAUGAAGAGUACUUGCUGGCUUACGAUUCAGGACAACCGCUGUGAAGUCAACAUCAACGGAGCCACGCUGAAGUCAGAGUGUUGCUCCACGCUGGGAGCUGCGUGGGGCAGCCCGUGUGAACCCUGCGAGAUCGACACUGCUUGUUCCCGAGGAUUUGCUCGUAUGAAGGGCCUCGUCUGUGAAGACAUUAACGAGUGCGAGGUGUUCCCCGGAGUAUGCAAAAAUGGCCGCUGUGUGAACACCCAGGGCUCGUUCCGCUGCGAGUGCGCCGAAGGUCUCACCUUGGACAGCUCUGGGCGCACCUGCGUGGACAUGCGCAGUGAGCAGUGCUACCUGAAGUGGCAUGAGGAUGAGUGUGGCGAGCCGGUGCCUGGGAGAUACCGUCUGGACAUGUGCUGCUGUUCAGUGGGUGCUGCCUGGGGUGUUGACUGUGAGGAGUGUCCCAAACUAGGCUCACCUGAGUACAGAGCCAUCUGUCCCCGAGGACAUGGCUUUGCCAACAGAGGAGAUAUCCUGACGGGCAGGCCCUUCUACAAAGAUGUGAACGAGUGUAAGGUUUUCCGUGGUCUGUGCACCUACGGCACCUGCAGAAAUACCAUCGGCAGCUUCAGGUGUCGGUGCAACAACGGAUUCGCUCUCACCUCCGACGAGAGGAACUGCACAGAUAUCGACGAGUGCCGAAUCUCUCCCGACCUGUGCGGUCACGGUACAUGUGUCAACACGCCCGGCAGCUUUGAGUGUGAAUGCUUUGAGGGCUAUGAGAGUGGCUUCAUGAUGAUGAAGAACUGCAUGGACAUUGAUGAGUGUGAGAGAAACCCACUGCUGUGUCAAGGAGGAACCUGCCUGAACACAGAAGGGAGCUACGAGUGUGAAUGUCCCCCUGGACACGCGCUCAGCAUCGAUGGAUCGGCCUGUGAAGAUGUGAAUGAGUGCCAGCUGAGUGACAACUUGUGCAAGAAUGGCCAGUGCGUCAACAUGAUGGGAACUUACCAGUGCUCCUGUGACACCGGUUACCAGGCCACACCGGACCGACAGGGCUGCGUUGAUAUCGAUGAGUGCACCAUCAUGAACGGAGGCUGUGAGACCCACUGUACCAACUCAGAGGGCAGCUACGAGUGCAGCUGCAGUGAGGGAUAUGCACUUAUGCCUGACCUCAGGACCUGUGCAGAUAUCGAUGAGUGUGAGGAGACUCCAGACAUCUGCGACGGAGGCCAGUGCAGCAACAUUCCUGGAGACUAUCGCUGCUUGUGUUUCGAUGGAUUCAUGGCCUCCAUGGACAUGAGGACCUGUAUCGAUGUGAACGAGUGCGAUCUGAACCCAAACAUCUGUCUCCAUGGUGACUGUGAGAACACCAAAGGCUCCUUCAUCUGCCACUGUCAGAUGGGAUACUUUGUCAAAAAGGGAUCGACGGGCUGCACAGAUGUUGACGAGUGUGAAAUUGGAUCCCAUAACUGUGACAUGCACGCCGCCUGCGUCAACCUUCCCGGAAGCUUCAAAUGCCGCUGCCGAGACGGCUGGGUGGGAGAUGGCAUCAAAUGCGUGGAUGAAGACGAAUGUGCUGCAGAGGACCACAACUGCAACCCCAACGCAGACUGUGUCAACACGCCGGGAUCCUACAGGUGUACCUGCAAAGAGGGCUUCAACGGAGAUGGCUUUUCAUGCUCCGACAUGGACGAGUGUGCAGACAAUGUGAACCUGUGUGAGAACGGCCAGUGUCUGAACGCCCCGGGAGGCUAUCGCUGCGAGUGCGAGAUGGGCUUCACUCCUACAGAAGAUAGCAAGGCCUGCCAAGACAUCGAUGAGUGUAACUUCCAGAACAUCUGCGUGUUUGGAACGUGCCAGAACCUUCCAGGGAUGUUCCGCUGCGUGUGUGAUGAUGGCUACGAACUGGACCGCAGUGGAGGAAACUGCACUGACAUCAACGAGUGUGCGGACCCUGUUAACUGCAUCAAUGGACUCUGCGUGAACACACCAGGAAGCUACCUGUGCAACUGUCCACCUGACUUUGAGCUAAACCCCACAGGAGUGGGCUGCGUGGACACCCGUGUUGGGAACUGCUUCCUGGAUGUCCUCGCCCGCGGCGAUGGAGGAAUCUCCUGCAGCGCAGAGAUCGGAGUGGGUGUGACCCGAGCUUCCUGCUGUUGCUCAGAAGGGGUCGCCUGGGGAAACCCCUGUGAACUGUGCCCCCUGCUCAACUCCACCGACUAUAAGACUCUGUGUCCGGGAGGAGAAGGUUUCAGACCCAACCCCAUCACUGUCAUCCUGGAGGAUAUUGACGAGUGCCAGGAGCUUCCAGGCCUCUGCCAGGGUGGAAACUGUGUCAACACAUUUGGCAGUUUCCAGUGUGAGUGUCCACCGGGGUACUACCUCAAUGAAGAGACUCGCAUCUGUGAAGAUAUCGAUGAGUGCACGACUCACACUGGGAUCUGCGGGCCCGGCACCUGCUACAACACUCUGGGCAACUACACUUGUGUGUGUCCACCUGAGUACAUGCAGGUCAAUGGAGGAAACAACUGCAUGGACAUGAGAAAGAGUGUGUGCUACCGCAACUUCAACGACACGUGUGAAAACGAGCUGUCCUUCAACAUGACCAAGAAGAUGUGCUGCUGUGCCUACAACGUGGGAAAAGCUUGGAACAAGCCGUGUGAAGCCUGUCCAACUCCUGCCACCACUGAAUACCAGCUGCUGUGUGGUAACCAGGCUCCUGGCUUCAUUAUUGACAUCCAUACUGGCAAACCAAUUGAUAUUGACGAGUGCAGGGAGAUUCCUGGCAUCUGCGCCCAUGGAGUGUGCAUCAACCAGAUUGGGAGCUUCCGCUGUGAAUGUCCGAUGGGCUUCAGCUACAACAACAUACUACUGAUCUGUGAAGAUAUCGAUGAGUGUAACAGCGGGGACAACCUGUGCCAGCGCAACGCCAACUGCAUCAACAUUCCCGGCAGCUACCGCUGCGAGUGCUCGCAAGGCUUCAAACUGUCUCCCAGCGGGGCCUGCUUGGACCGUAACGAGUGCCAGGAGAUCCCCAACGUGUGCAGCCACGGCGAGUGUAUCGACACGCAGGGCAGUUACCGCUGCAUCUGCCACAACGGCUUUAAGGCCACUGCUGACCAAACCAUGUGCAUGGACAUCGAUGAGUGUGAACGGCAGCCGUGCGGUAACGGUACCUGUAAAAACACCGUGGGAUCCUACAACUGUCUCUGCUUCCCCGGCUUUGAGCUCACUCACAACAACGACUGCAUGGAUAUAGACGAGUGCAGCGCUCUCCAGGGCCAAGUUUGCAGGAAUGGACAGUGUAUCAACGGACUGGGCUCCUUCCAGUGUCUGUGCCAUGAAGGUUAUGAGAACACGCCCGAUGGGAAGAACUGUGUUGAUAUCAAUGAGUGUGUGAGUCUGCCCGGCACCUGCUCUCCAGGAACCUGUCAGAAUCUGGACGGAUCCUUCAGAUGUAUCUGUCCUCCUGGCUACGAGGUGCAAAAUGACCAGUGUAUAGAUAUCGAUGAGUGUGUGGAUCUCAGCCUCUGCCAGUUUGGGACCUGCACCAACACCCCGGGCAGCUUCCAGUGCUCGUGCCAGCCGGGCUUCGUGCUCUCUGACAACAAACGACGCUGCUACGAUACCAGAGAGAGCUUCUGUUUCACCAAAUUCGAGGCAGGCAAGUGCUCCGUCCCCAAAGCCUUCAACACCACCAAGGCCAAGUGCUGUUGCAGCAAGAUGCCCGGAGAGGGCUGGGGACUGCCCUGCGAGCUGUGCCCACGAGAAACCGACGCUGCCUUUAACACUCUGUGUCCCUACGGCCACGGAGCCCUGCCUGGACUGGGUGAUGCUCGCGAAGAUUUGAACGAGUGCCUGGAUAACCCGGGCAUCUGCCAGAACGGCAUCUGCAUCAACACAGACGGGUCUUUCCGCUGCGAAUGCCCCUUUGGAUACAACCUGGAUUACACUGGCGUUAACUGCAUCGACACUGAUGAGUGCUCGAUAGGAAACCCCUGUGGAAAUGGAACCUGCACCAAUGUGGUGGGAGGAUUCGAGUGUUCGUGCGAGGAGGGUUUUGAACCAGGACCCAUGAUGACCUGUGAAGACAUCAACGAGUGCUCCCAGAACCCCCUGCUCUGCGCCUUCCGCUGCGUGAACACAUUUGGCUCCUACGAGUGCAUGUGUCCCGCUGGCUACGUGCUGCGAGACGACCAGCGCAUGUGCAGAGACCAGGACGAGUGCUCAGAGGGACUGGACGACUGUGACUCCAAAGGCAUGACCUGCAAGAACCUCAUCGGCACCUUCAUGUGCAUCUGCCCGCCUGGCAUGCAGCGCCGACCGGACGGAGAGGGAUGUAUGGACCUGAACGAGUGCCGCACCAAGCCCGGCAUCUGCAAGAACGGCCGCUGUGUCAACACAGUGGGAAGCUACCGCUGCGAGUGCAACGACGGCUUUGAGCCGAGCUCCACUGGGACCGAGUGUAUCGACAACAGAAAGGGCUUCUGUUUCACAGAGGUCCUGCAGACCAUGUGCCAGCAGUCUUCAACCAACAGGAACAGCGUGACCAAGUCUGAGUGCUGCUGCAACGCAGGUCGGGGCUGGGGGUCACAGUGCGAGCUUUGCCCGCUGCCUGGCACCAUACAGUACAAGAAGAUGUGCCCACUCGGUCCUGGCUACACCACUGAUGGCAGAGACAUCAACGAGUGCCAGGUGAUGCCGGAUCUGUGUCGUAACGGCCAGUGCAUCAACACCAUCGGAUCCUUCCGCUGUCACUGUAACGUGGGAUACAAAGCCGACUUCACAGCAACCUCCUGUGUCGAUAUGGACGAGUGCGCCCUGUCCCCGAAGCCCUGUAACUUCCUGUGUAAAAACACAGAAGGCAGCUACCUGUGCUCCUGCCCCAGAGGAUACAGCCUGCAGCCUGAUGGGAAGACCUGCAAAGAUCUGGACGAGUGCGCGACCAAGCAGCACAACUGCCAGUUCCUCUGUGUCAACACCAUUGGGGGCUUCACCUGUAAGUGCCCCGCUGGCUUCUCUCAGCACCAGACUGCCUGCAUUGACAACAACGAGUGCACCGCUCAGAACAGCGUGUGCGGUUCCCGGGCCUCUUGUGUCAACACGCCUGGUAGCUUCAACUGUGAAUGCUCCAAAGGUUUCUCCUUGGACACAACGGGCUUUGAGUGUGAAGAUGUGGAUGAAUGUAGCAGCAACCACCGCUGUCAGCAUGGCUGCCAGAACAUGCUGGGAGGUUACCGCUGUGGCUGUCCUCAGGGCUACGUCCAGCACUACCAGUGGAACCAGUGUGUGGAUGAGAACGAGUGUCAGGGAGCGUCGGUUUGCGGCUCGGCCUCCUGCUACAACACGCUGGGCAGCUACAAGUGUGUGUGUCCCUCUGGCUUUGACUUUGAUCAGGGUGUCGGUGGCUGCCAAGAUGUGAAUGAGUGCACCACGUCCACAAACCCCUGCAUCUAUGGCUGCUCCAAUACUGAUGGAGGCUACCUGUGUGGCUGUCCUGGAGGUUUCUACAGAGCAGGACAGGGUCACUGCAUAACCGGCUCAGGUUUCCCAGGCCAGUACGCAGAGGGUGAGGAUGAAGACAGCCUGUCUCCCGAGGCCUGCUACGAAUGUAAGAUCAACGGAGGAGGAAAGACUGGACGACACAAGCGUGAUGCUGAUGAAAAUGAGCUCAGUCAGGAAGCAGCAGUCAGCAUGGCCAGUGUGGACACGCAGGCCUCCAUCCCUAUUAACAUCUCUCUGCCCUCCUUGCUCAACAAGGAGCCUCUACUCGAGCUUCUGCCCGCCCUGCAGCCCCUGGAGCACCACGUCCGUUAUGUCAUAACCCACGGCAACGCCGACGAACAUUUCCGCCUGCUGGAACGCCGCGACGGAAAGAGCGUGCUCCGACUCGGCAAGAAGCCGCCUCCACCUGGAUCUUACCGGCUGGAGAUUGCCAGCCUUCGGCUGUUUGGGCCCCGAAAACUGCACCAACUAGAAAAGCAGCAUGACAUUGACUACCUACAAGGGGAAAUAGGUGACGCCCUGCGCAUCAAGCUCCACAUCCACCUGCACUGAGCUCAGAGUGCCAUCCUGCUCUGGACUGAUCUCUAAAGCCUUUUAACCUUUUAUCCAGUAACUCCUACACAGAGUCCCCCUACAGGGCCACCUCACCAACAGGGGGAAAUCAAGGGCUACAAAAAACUGAGUCAGCUCUACCACCACCUUGUUAAUGUUCAAAUUAUUCUGUGUUCUUGUUUUGUGUUUUUGUUCUUUUUGUUUUCCCCUCCACUCCUACCCGACCCAGCGCUCGCUCUCCACCUGGAGAACCAGCGGAGGAGACGCAGAGAGGUGUCUUUGUGCUUGGACCGCGGCCACCUCCACCCAAACAAGACAAAAGCAGACAGGAGGCUCACGAGUCCACGAAGCACUUUUGUAGAUGAGACACAAACAACAAAGCUUUAAUUAGAAGUGAAGUGCUGAGAACUGUGUUAAGAUGAGUAUUUAAAUCACAGGCAGCAUCUACAGACGUCUUUGUGUUUAGUAGCAUCGAGAAAAAUAGAGUUUAAGGUUCAAGAUAAGCGUGCCACUAUGGUCUAAGAACAAGCUCACUUCUCUGUGAUCUUGGGCCCCUCACGUAUCCUAGUAAGUCAUUUAUUGUAUUUGUGCUGUUCAGAAACACAAAGGACUGCAUCGCAUACACAGCAUUUCAGGUUGAUUCGCUCUCUGUUUGAUAUCCGGAUGCCAACGAGUCUUUUUAGAAAACAGCAAGUUCUCCUCUGAUGUUGGUCCUGCGUGUUUGCGUGUGUGUUGUCACGUUCGGUUACCUCAGUACUUCUCAACACCAUGCUGUGAUGCUAACUUUAAAACAAAAGAGGGUGCUAAUGUCCCUCAGCAUCCAUCGUGAGCAGGGAAUACAGCAGCGAGUAGCUCGGAGACUUUAAAGAAGAUAGAUCAGGUCAGAUCAGGUAUUUAAGCUUUCAGUGAUUUUGACUUCACUGAUUCAGGACCUGUGAGCCUUCAUGUAAUCAACAGUCUUCCUACCAGUGUUGGCUGUCGGAGCCUUGUAGCUUCUUUACUACAGGCACACAUUUAAUGACAUUAAGCUGACUUUAUCUGCCUUCUUUGGCUUUACCGUGAGCUCGGUGUCUGAGGACUGAGCCGUAUUUACAUGCACUGCAGCCCUGAGGACACAGACGUCCAUUUCACUUGAACUCGAGAGCAUCUGUUGAAUUCUCGCCUUCUUGCACGCUCCUCACAGACGGCACCGUCCAAAGCAAACGGAGUAUCUCCAGAAGCCAGAACCAUCUCCUGCCGUGUGGGAUGUCGUACCAACCCCAUUCUCCCGACACUUCCCAGAAUUCAUGUGUGAAAACAGCUGAAGGGACACACACACGUGAAUGCAGUAGCAGCCUCAAAGGUACAUGACAUGUUAAGCUGUAACUAACAGCAGUGCUUUACAGAGUAAGGGCUUGCACAUUAGAACGCAAAACCUCACAAAAACAAGAAUAUGCUUCAGGUCAUACAUCCUUUGUCAUGAUUUUUUUCCUCCUGAGGGGAAAAAGGUGCUACAUGAUACCAAACGCUGUAGAAGAAGCGCAGUCUCUUUUUUUUUUUACCAGGUUUUAUUGCUGUUGUCUCCGUCUUUUGUCUCAGUGCUGAUAAACCAAUAUUAUUAUUAUUAAACUUGCUUCUUGAAGAUUUAAUUGUAUAUUUUUAAGUGAAAUGUAGAUUUUUUUUUUAAAUGUCACAGCUGCCAGACCAAAUACUCACAGAUUGACCAAAAGCGAGCAUGUGCUUGGUCACCGCUGACUGACGCGUUAAGGCUACUGCAGUCAGAUCAGUCUUUGAGAUAAUCAGGAGCUCUUUUAUCACAACAAGUAGGGAAGCUUACACUGUGUGUACAACGAUCGAGGCCAACAUGCCACCGUGCUCGGACCUGUGGUGCUAAAUGCUAAUCCUUCUCUUUGAACACUUGAGGUAUUUGAUCGAAGACGACGUUUAUAACACAUAACCAUGUUCUAACCUGGGAACCUUUGUAUACUUUGUAUCUUUAUUCUCAUUUUGUAUUUUUUGUUGUUUUUUUUAAACUUGCCACUAUGGUUUUAUUUUUUUAAAGGGCACUGUGUUGCCUGUGCUUACUGUAUCUCAGCUUCAGCGUCAGACUUGAAUAUCGUCAUCAUCGUCGAGGUAUCGUGUGCUUAACGAAAGCAGCAUUUGUCACACCUGUUGAUCCCAGAGUUUAACUGAAAGCUGAUAUGACAAUCAUCCAGUCACACAGCAUCUACAAGAUGAGGAUCACGUAAUAAAGCGGCCAUCGCGGGACAUCCUGUGACAUCAUCUCUGAAAACCAAAGAUUUAUGACACCAAACGGCAGUCUGUAAAACUUAGAGUCCUUCCUAUUAUAUUGUAAACCUUUGUCCACUGACAUAAAUGGCAAUAAAGUAUUGUGGGUUAUAUUUUUAA